This is a messenger RNA of Nymphaea colorata (pocket water lily), 2372 nucleotides long. Its product is annotated as flavonoid 3'-monooxygenase CYP75B3-like. NCBI's taxonomy places the organism in Eukaryota, Viridiplantae, Streptophyta, Magnoliopsida, Nymphaeales, Nymphaeaceae. The transcript is spliced from 2 exons. Gene Ontology annotation, molecular function: heme binding; monooxygenase activity; oxidoreductase activity, acting on paired donors, with incorporation or reduction of molecular oxygen. The record is from RefSeq and is a predicted model, not a curated record. Bases 638 to 2182 code for a protein of 514 amino acids.
UCAAGAUAAAUGUCGUCAUUGUAUCAGUUUUUCCAUGCCACCUUAUUUUUGUUUUAAAGUUGAACAACUUAGAAUAAUAAAAAUUUAUACAACGUAUACCACUAUCCAAUGAGCCUAACACAAAAUGGUACUAUACAAUACAAAUACGGCAACAAGAGGGCCAUAGCAUAGCUAGUUGGUUGGGUGGACGGUGCACCAUCAUUCUGUUCUUGUGGGUGUCCCUGAGAACCAUAAACAGUUUGAUUGUGACACCCUUUGGAAGGUAUACCAUACCCACUUAGAGAGCAAAUGACAAGGAAAAUUAAAAGAAAGAAAGAUAAGUAUGUAUGGAGGGAGCGGUUUUAGUGACGGGAAACGCGAAUGCAAAGCCGCAGAUUUAACCGCUGCAGGUGCUUAGAUAACAGGACAGGUCUAGGCCGGCUGGUUACAGUUCAUCUCACAAUGUGAGAGCCGCUAUUUUGCUCCAGCCAUUUCUCCAGCACACCAAGAUAUUGUCCUUCUGCACCAUAAAUGAUAUUGAAAAAACUGCAUCACAAGCCACAAUUGCCUGCCUGAUAAAUAGAUGUAUAUAUUAUGUGUUUCUGUAGAGAAGAAAGAGUAGAUCUGAGUCUGAGAGUGGCCGGCCAAGAAGGCAAAGAUGGCAGUCAUUGCUCAAGCUUGGUCAUGGUGGUGGAGAGCAAGCAACGACCAAGAUGCUACAGCCAGGUCAGUCCUUACCAUUCUCAUUCUCGUCUUGGUCCUCCUAUGGCAUGCUUUCAGGCCAAAGAAGCGGCUACCACCAGGCACAACAGCUUGGCCCCUGUUUGGAAACCUACUUGGCCUCAGGCCGAACCUACAAGAGCAUUUCGCCCAACUCUCUCGCCGCUACGGACCAAUCAUACGGGUCAGAUUAGGUUCAAAGCUGGCCGUGGUGGUGAGCUCGCCAUCCAUAGCCGAGGAGAUACUCAAGGACCAGGAUUUGGUGUUUGCAAACCGUGAUGCACCGUUGGUUGCUAAGAUUAUAAGCUACAAUGGCAGCGAUGUCGCUUGGGGUCCCUAUGGACCGGUAUGGCGACUGCUCCGUAGAGUUUGUGUUAGGGAGUUGCUGAACUCGGUGAGCCUAAACAUGCUUCAUGAGGUGAGAAGGUCUGAAGUUCACCGGCUGUUGGCCGGAAUCCGGGAUAAGUCUGGAGCACCGGUGAACAUAGGUGAGCAAGUGUCCGCCUGUGCGCUUGACACAGUAACUACCAUGCUAUGGGGAGGCAGUAUUGUAGAUGAAGAGGGCGGGGGGAAGGGCGCAGCAGAAAUUAAGGGACUGGUAGGGGAGAUAACUGAACUUUUGGGUGUACCAAACGUAUCGGACUUUUUCCCAAUCUUGGCAUCCCUUGAUCUUCAAGGGGUACAAAGGCAAAUGAGAGAUAUUCGUGCCAAGUUCGAUGGGAUUUUCGAAUCCAUGAUAAAGAAAAGGUCGGAGAAAAGGGAGAAGGGAAAUGAUUUCCUCGGCUUUCUUCUUAAGAUGAAGGAAGAGGGUGAUGUGAAAAAGCCACUAACCACCACCCAAAUCAAAGGCAUCCUUGCUGAUUUGGUUGUUGGAGGGACCGACACAACUUCAAACACCGUGGAAUGGGCCAUGACAGAGUUGCUAAAGAAUCCAGAGGUCAUGAGGAAGGCUCAGCAAGAGAUUGAGCUGGUAGUUGGCAGGGACCAACAUGUGGAGGAGUCGCACCUGACCAAGUUGCCCUACCUAGGUGCAGUCAUCAAGGAAGUACUGCGCCUACACCCAACCCUGCCACUCCUUGUGCCACACAGCCCUAGCUCACCCAGCAAGGUGGCUGGGUUUGACAUCCCAGUGGGCACAAGGGUCAUGAUCAAUGUUUGGGCGAUCCAUAGGGACCCCAAGUACUGGGAUCAUCCAUCAGUGUUCGACCCAGACCGGUUUCUCAGAAAGCCCGACUUAGACUUUAGUGGAAGAGAUUUUCAUUACUUCCCAUUCGGUUCUGGCCGCCGGAUAUGUGUCGGCAUCACCCUGGCAGAGAGGAUGAUGCUUCUUAUUUUGGCUUCUCUCCUACAUUCAUUUGAUUGGCAUGUGGUAGGGGGAGAAAAGAUUGACACAACUGAGAAAUUUGGUAUCGUGUUAAAGAAGGCCAAUCCUUUAUCUGCGAUUCCCAGCCCAAGAUCACAAUGCCGCGAGCUUUGUAUUUGAGGGUGUCUACAGAUCCAUUAGUACAGGCAGACAAUAAGUGGGAAAGUUGCAAUAUAUCUAGUCACUGCAUGCUUUGUUGUAUCAAGCAAAUGUGAAAUAAUGUCGUGCCAUGCAUUACUGGAUGCAUAGGCCCAUGCUGGAUUAUUGGAGUACAAAUAUCAAUGUUGUAGUAAUAUUCUGUUUAUCAAAA